Molecule: messenger RNA, 860 nt
Organism: Melampsora larici-populina 98AG31
Lineage: Eukaryota; Fungi; Basidiomycota; Pucciniomycetes; Pucciniales; Melampsoraceae
Exons: 4
Coding region: 214-825 (203 amino acids)
Source: RefSeq, a predicted model, not a curated record
UAUUAUGCAUAACAAAUGAAUAUGAUAAGAAAUCAAUCUAUAAAUAUGGUCAAACAUAACCAGAAUUACCGUUUCCAGGCGUUUCAUGAAACCUUUACAUAAAUUGACCACAUGGGUUUUUUUUCACUACAGUCCUUUCCUAUAAAUUACCUACAGCCUUUUCUAAUUUUCUCAUCAUCCAUUCCAACAUUUUCAGAGAAAGCAAACAGCAAGAUGGUUCCUGAAUUCAAUAAAUUUGUUUACAUUGUGUUAUUUUGCUCCUCUAUUUUGGCAUCACUUGUGAUUGCCCCAUUUGUGGAAUCAAGCAAUAUAAGAAAGAUAUUUCUCAAUCAACAGAACAACAAUGAAGAAAUCCCAGAAACAGAGGCGUGGAAAUGCAUUCUUGACUUUUACAAUAGCUUAGCUGAUACUAGCAACAUAGGUAGUACAGCUCCAUUGUCCAAUUUGAAUUUGGAGACCUUCACAUUGAGGCAAAUAGUUAGAGAUGGAUCUCGUCCUGUACCCAUAGACCAGAAAUAUGCAGCUUUCAGGAGGGGGAUGGAUGGCUAUUCCCAGAAGCUUACACAGGUUGAAUUUGUUGAAAAGAUUGGGAGAAAAGCAUUGUCAGUAAAAGUAAGAGGUCAAUUUACAAAUGAUCGUGUACAAGAUAGACAAGAAGAGAUUUCUAGACUUCACCAGGCAGUGUUCCUAGUCCAAUUCUUUAGAGCAAAAUGGCUUGUUAAAGAAGUACACAUCAUUCAUGGACCACCAAAUAUGCUCCCAGUAGCGGCAAAUUAUUUUGGAUAUCUGGAGCUAACCACCACACACAAAUAUCGCCACAACUAAACUGCAAUUAAGUCUUGCUAGUUUGACAGGGGCAC